This is a messenger RNA of Epithele typhae, 273 nucleotides long. RefSeq lists its product as uncharacterized. Lineage: Eukaryota; Fungi; Basidiomycota; Agaricomycetes; Polyporales; Epitheliaceae. The annotation marks the transcript as partial. The transcript has a single exon. The record is from RefSeq and is a predicted model, not a curated record.
CUCUCCAGUCUCGACUUCACCAUUCGCCUAGGCCACGGUGGUGAGGCAUGCCCGUCCCGAGGGGGGUGGUUAUCGCCAUCCAAAAUCACCAUUUGCCACACGAACGGCAUCCAUCGCUGUCAAGUCGAGUUUUGUCACUGUCUCCAUGCCCCUUCCGUCCCCUGUCAACUUAUCCAGGAGCGCAUCUGGCCCGCCACCCUGGAUCAGCCUCAAACUGCGUUCACAACUCCACUACUCACACUGUACGACCACCUUUGGAACGUCAGCAAUAAG